Messenger RNA from Parnassius apollo (apollo), 2103 nucleotides. The record is from the annotation of a GenBank genome assembly. Lineage: Eukaryota; Metazoa; Arthropoda; Insecta; Lepidoptera; Papilionidae.
AUGUCUCUUCCGGGUGUUUUUCUUUUUUCACACUACGUGGAAAGCUUUUGGAGUACACCUCCGCCUCUCGUGGACUGGUCGGGUGUUCCUACCUUGGUUUUGGUUGUGGUAGCGGUUCUAAUGGCGGCCACAGCGUUGUUGGCGCGCUCACCAGACACCAAGCUCCCGACGCGCCUCCCUGGUCCACCUGCCUUACCACUCCUCGGCACUAGGUGGCUGUUUUGGAGUCGAUACAAAAUGAAUAAACUACACGAGGCUUACGAAGAUAUGUUCAGGCGGUACGGGCCGGUGUUCGCCGAAACGAUGCCAGGGGGCGCAACCGUAGUCUCUAUAGCUGAAAGAGCGGCGCUCGAGGCUGUGCUCCGCACCCCGGCUAGGAGACCUUACCGGCCUCCUACCGAGAUCGUCCAGGUCUACCGCAAGAGUCGACCCGACAGAUAUGCAUCUACUGGAUUGGUUAACGAACAAGGUGAGAAAUGGUUCCAUCUGCGUCGCCACCUAACAUCCGAGCUUACCAGCCCUCACACAAUGCAGGGCUUUCUGCCGGAACUGAACAGCAUCUGUGACGACUUCUUAAACUUACUGCAAUCCUGUCGGCGGCCUGAUGGGACCGUUUAUGGUUUCGAGCAACUCACCAACCGCAUGGGACUUGAAUCUGUAUGCGGUUUGAUGCUGGGCACGAGGUUGGGAUUUUUGGAGCGUUGGAUGUCCGGGCGAGCCGCGGCGUUGGCUUCCGCAGUAAAGGCUCACUUCAGGGCCCAAAGGGACUCAUACUACGGUGCGCCGAUCUGGAAGUUUGCGCCCACCUCGCUGUAUAAGACCUUUGUAAGAAGCGAGGAAACAAUACAUACGAUAAUAUCGGAGCUCAUGGAUGAGGCGAUGUCGCGCACGGCGGGCGCUGCUCAAGACGACGGCAUGCGCCAAAUCUUCCUCAAUAUUUUAGCAAACCCUGAACUCGACAUGCGCGACAAGAAGGCCGCUGUCAUCGACUUUAUCACCGCUGGCAUUGAGACGUUGGCAAACAGCUUGGUGUUUCUGCUAUACUUAUUAAGUGGUCGACCAGACUGGCAGCAGAAAAUACGCUCGGAAUUACCAUCUUGUGGAGAGCUUCGAGUUGAGGAGUUGGCGGCCGCAUCUUCAAUACGAGCAGCUACCAAUGAGGCAUUCAGAUUGCUUCCAACUGCACCAUUCCUCGCGAGGUUACUAGAAGCACCCAUGACAAUCGCCGGUCAUCGCUUACCAGCUGGGACGUUCGUGCUGGCGCACACGGGUGCAGCGUGCCGCCGCGAGGAGAACUUCUGGCGCGCGCACGAGUACCUGCCGGAGCGCUGGAGCAACGUGCGCGAGCCGCAUGCCGCCGCGCUGGUCGCACCCUUCGGUCGUGGCCGCCGCAUGUGUCCCGGCAAGCGCUUCGUCGAGCUCGAGCUCCACCUCAUACUGGCCAAGAUAAUGCGGCAAUGGCGAGUUGAAUUCGACGGAGAGUUGGACAUUCAGUUUGAUUUCUUGUUGUCACCAAAGUCACCGGUUUCGUUGCGAAACCAUGGGUUAAACAUUACAUUAGCUGAUGAUGGUUCAUUAGGAGAAGAAAUUAAUUUGUUGAUUGGCAAAGACUACUACUUCUCCUUUAUAAAUAGCGGUAUAAUAGCCGACAUAGAGAAAGCCUUUUUACAAUUAGGUCUGCAGGAACAGGAUAAAGAUGUUACAAGAUUUCUUUGGUUGAAGAAUUGGAAAACAGGAGUAACUGAAGACAAUUUUGAAUGUUAUCGAUUUUGUAGAGUUUCUUUUGGUAUAGUUUCUAGUCCAUUUCUACUAAACGCUAUCAUUAAGUACCAUUUAUCUAACAAUCGAGACCCUUUAGUGGCCAAUACAUCAGAAAAAAUAUAUGUUGAUAAUCUGAUAACAGCAGUAGAAUCAGUCCAAGAUGCCAUUAAACUACAAAGUAAAGUAUAUACAGCAUUACAAGAUAUCUCUAUGAAUGUAAGACAAUGGAACUCAAAUAGCAAAGAAUUUAUUGAAGCUAUACCAAUAAACCUAUUAGAAAAUAAAGAAUCUACUAAAGUUCUAAGUAUGAUCUGGAACACUAAAAAAGAUAUUUUACAUUAA